Molecule: messenger RNA, 2453 nt
Organism: Neogale vison (American mink)
Lineage: Eukaryota; Metazoa; Chordata; Mammalia; Carnivora; Mustelidae
Gene: GOLM2
Product: golgi membrane protein 2
Exons: 10
Coding region: 275-1585 (436 amino acids)
Source: RefSeq, a predicted model, not a curated record
UGGCGGCUGGGUUCUCCUGCUUCCACCCGGCUGGUGCGGGUCGUUUUCAAAGCCUAGGGAACGCGCUUUGGCCGGAUUUGAGGAGGGGGGGCGGGGAGGGGCCUGAGGCUUGCGGCCCCGCCCCCUUCUCCGGCUCGCGGGCAGGCAGAUUGGCCCGCCUCCUCCUUCGGCCGGCCCUGGGGCCGUGUCCCCCGGGCAACUCAGCUUCUGAGGCCCGAGCUUCUGCCCGCAGGUGUCUGCGCCGAGGCCCCAGGGCACAGCUUAGUUCGACCCCAUGGUGGGUUUUGGAGCUAACCGGCGGGCCGGCCGCCUGCCCUCCUUCGUGUUGGUGGUGCUGCUGGUGGUGAUCGCGGUGCUCGCCUUCAACUACUGGAGUAUCUCCUCCCGCCACGUCCUGCUUCAGGAGGAGGUGGCGGAGCUGCAGGGCCAGGUCCAGCGCACCGAGGUGGCCCGUGGGCGCCUGGAGAAGCGCAAUUCCGACCUCCUGCUCUUGGUGGAUUCGCACAAGAAACAGAUCGACCAGAAGGAGGCCGACUACGGCCGCCUCAGCAGCCGGCUGCAGGCCAGGGAGGGCCUGGGGAAAAGAUGCGAGGAUGACAAGGUUAAACUACAGAGCAACAUAUCAUAUCAGAUGGCAGAUAUACAUCAUUUAAAGGAGCAACUUGCUGAACUUCGUCAGGAGUUUCUUCGACAAGAAGACCAGCUUCAGGACUACAGGAAGAACACUACUUACCUUGUGAAGAGGUUAGAAUAUGAGAGUUUUCAGUGUGGACAACAGAUCAAGGAGUUAAGAGCACAACAUGAAGAAAAUAUUAAAAAGUUAGCUGACCAGUUUUUGCAGGAACAAAAGCAAGACUUAAACAAGUUUGAAUCAAAAGAUGAAAAUGAUUUGGGUAUAAACAAUCAUGCAGUACCUAAAAACAUUCCCAAAGUAGCUGAGAAUGCUGCAGAUAAGAACGAAGAACCAUCAAGCAAUCAUAUUCCACAUGGGAAAGAACAAAUCAAACGAGGUGGUGAUGCAGGAAUGCCUGGAAUAGAAGAGAAUGACCUUGCAAAAGUUGAAGAUCUUCCUACUGCUCUAAGGAAACCCUCUAUUUCCGUUUCUCAAUAUGAAAGUCAUCAAGCAAUCUCCCAUAUUCCAACUGGACAACCUCUCUCCCCAAAUAUGGCUCCAGAUUCUCAUGGACAUCACAAUGGAAAUGCUGGAACUUCAAAACAGAACCCUUCCAACCCUCUUCAGCGUUUAAUUCCAGGCCCGAACUUGGAGAGUGUACCCAGAAUUCAAGCAGAUAUACUAAAGCAGGCUACCAAGGAUAGAGUUGGUGAUUUCCAUAAGUUGAAGCAAAGCCGAUUCUUUGAUGAGAAUGAAUCCCCUGUUGAUCCGCAGCAUGGCUCUAAACUGGCGGAUUAUAAUGGGGAUGAUGGUAACGUAGGUGAGUACGAGGCAGACAAGCAGGCUGAGCUGGCUUACAAUGAGGAAGAAGAUGGUGAUGGUGGAGAGGAAGACGUCCAAGAUGAUGAAGAACGAGAACUUCAGAUGGAUCCUGCAGACUAUGGAAAGCAACGUUUCAAUGAUGUUCUUUAAGCCCUAAAGGAAAACUUCAGAAAACCUAAAGUGCUGUAAAAUGGAAUCAUUUCUACUUUGUUGUUUUUGACUUUUGUUGUAAAGAUCAGUUGUAAAGAUACAUGAGAUAGAUUUAAGGAAAAACUUUAAUGAAGAAAUGUACCCAUGUACAUAGAUGAACUUUUUCAUAUUGUAUUAUUAAAGCAGAGAUUUUUUUGGUUAUAUUACAGUUGAGCCAAAAACAAAAUAAGCAAAACUGUAAUCUUUGCGUUUAAAAUGAACUAAUAUAUAUUUUACAUUUUAUUGAGCCCAAUUCUUUCCACAAAUGAACAGAUAGGAAAAAUUGGUUGUACAGUUUAUAUGUUGCACAUAGCAUAACCCCAGUGAGAACAGUUACUCAGAUGAAAAACUUUUUAUUCACUAAUAUAUUGUUGCUAGCCCAACAACUGUUCUGUUCUAUCCACCCCUCAUCUCAUGCUCUUCAUGGAGUUAUACCUAGAAUAGUUACAUAAAAGAGGGGUUGGAACCUGAAAGCCAAACACUGGGCAGCAUGUGUGCAAAAUCAUUUCCCUCCCCUACUUCUUUUAUUUUAUAGAGUGCUGAUGUGUUUUGGCAGAUUAGCUUUCAGCUGGUGCUUGAUGGAAGUUGAGGUAACCUGCAAAGACAUAAUAUUUAUGAGUUAUACCUUACUUAAUUCAUGAAAUUGUGAAAUGCAUGAUUGACAAUAUACUUUCAAUUUUUAUUUUUUCUGCAUCAUACUAGUACUGUUUAACUGUCAUUGGCUAAAAUUUUUAUAUUUUCAGAGUCCAAGUUGGUGAAAAUAUUCAUGAUUUAAAUGCCAGAUUCUGAAAGAAGAUAAAUCAACUUUGAAAUGAAUCUGUAAUCAGUA